AUGGCCGAGCUCCGCAGCGGCCGCAAGACGUCCCACUGGGUCUGGUUCGUCUUCCCCCAGCUCGCGGGCCUCGGCGCCUCGGCGCUGAACCGCUACUUUGCCCUCGCGUCCGUCGACGAGGCGCGCCGCUAUGCCGAGCACGCUGUUCUCGGGCCGCGGCUGCGCGAGGCUGUGGGGGCUGUUUUGGCCUGCGAGGAGGGAGAUGUGGUGAGGCUGUUUGGGGAGACGGACUGGGUGAAGGUUCGGUCUUGUCUGACGCUGUUUGCGGCGGUGGAGGGGCCGGGGGAGAGUGUUUUUCGGCGGGCUUUGAGGGAGCGGUUUGGGGGCGAGGCGUGUUUGGCUACGCUGGAGAUGGUGGAGGAGGAGAGGGCGGGGUUGCUUCUGGGGCCGUAA
This is a messenger RNA of Verticillium dahliae VdLs.17, 393 nucleotides long. RefSeq lists its product as uncharacterized. Lineage: Eukaryota; Fungi; Ascomycota; Sordariomycetes; Glomerellales; Plectosphaerellaceae. The transcript has a single exon. Bases 1 to 393 code for a protein of 130 amino acids. The record is from RefSeq and is a predicted model, not a curated record.